Spodoptera littoralis (African cotton leafworm) is the source of this 4308-nucleotide messenger RNA. The record is from the annotation of a GenBank genome assembly. Lineage: Eukaryota; Metazoa; Arthropoda; Insecta; Lepidoptera; Noctuidae.
AUGGAACUCUCGGGUGGUGGCGAGUCUAUAGAAGGACCAUCUUCCCGCGGUUCAACCAAAGUCAAUUUUCCACCUGAAGUCGAGUUAGAGAGGCGGCCUACAGUCUCGGCAGUGGCAACUGCAGCCUAUCAUAGGAGUCGCGGACGAUCUAUGAGUGCCUGGAGCGAUAUUAGCCGAUCCAGUAUACGCUUUGAGGAAAGAGUCCGAGUGGAGUAUUACGUAAACGAGAACACUUUCAAAGAAAGACUGCAACUAUAUUUUAUAAAAAAUCAACGAUCGAGUUUACGCAUUAGAAUAGCUAACUUAUUUUUCAAACUUUUGACCUGCGUGUUGUAUAUAUGCCGAGUUUGCGCUGAUGGCGAUCCCAUUACCGCUUCCUGUUACGGCUGCAGGCCUGGGAAUAAGACUGAAUUCGAAUAUUCGGCUAACUUGACGGAAGAGGAAUUUCAGGAGCACCCGAUUAUUAAUUGGGACGGAAUAAUAUGGGUCAAUAGGCCCCUGUAUUUGUGGGUUGUGCAAGUCAUAUUAGCUAUGAUAUCUUUUACCGAAGCCAUACUACUCGCUUAUUUAGGCUACAAGGGUAAUAUCUGGCAACAAGUUUUAUCGUUUCACUUCAUCUUAGAAAUGGUGAAUACGAUACCAUUUGCAUUAACGUUGCCGUUUCCACCGCUCAGAAAUCUCUUCAUACCGGUAUUUUUAAACUGCUGGCUGGCAAAGAGAUCUCUGGAGAACAUGUUUAACGACCUCCAUAGAGCUAUGCAAAAGUCUCAAUCCGCGUUAUCGCAACAAUUAAUGAUAUUAUGCGUCACAUUAUUAUGUCUGGUUUUUACAAGUGUCUGCGGGAUCCAACACUUUCAACGAGCUGGGCAUCGCCACCUCAAUCUGUUUCAAGCCACAUACUUCGUAGUAGUCACCUUCUCGACCGUGGGUUACGGUGAUUUCGUGCCCGAUAUAUGGCCAUCGCAGCUUUUUAUGGUUAUCAUGAUCGGAGUGGCACUUGUUGUGCUACCUACACAGUUUGAGCAGCUGGCAUUCACAUGGAUGGAAAGGCAAAAACUUGGUGGCUCAUAUUCAUCACAUCGUGCACAAUCGGAGAAACACGUCGUCGUAUGCUCUACUACUUUACAUGCCGAUACAAUAAUGGAUUUCCUAAACGAAUUCUACGCUCAUCCCUUAUUACAAGACUACUAUGUAGUACUGUUAUCUCCUAUGGAGUUAGACACUACUAUGAGAAUGAUAUUACAGGUACCAAUUUGGGCACAAAGAGUUAUUUAUAUCCAGGGAUCGUGCUUAAAGGAUACAGAUUUAAUAAGAGCUCGUAUGAACGAGGCUGAAGCAUGUUUUAUUCUGGCUGCUAGAAAUUAUGCCGACAAAACAGCUGCAGAUGAACACACUAUCUUAAGGUCCUGGGCUGUUAAAGAUUUUGCACCAGCUGUGCCGCAAUAUGUGCAGAUCUUUAGACCUGAAAAUAAAUUGCACGUGAAGUUUGCUGAAUUUGUAGUUUGUGAAGAUGAAUUUAAAUAUGCUCUGUUAGCAAACAAUUGCACCUGUCCAGGAGCUUCUACACUAGUAACCCUUUUACUACAUACCAGUCGUGGACAGGAAGGUCAGCAGUCUCCUGAAGAAUGGCAUCGACUAUACGGUAAAUGCUCUGGAAACGAAAUUUACCACAUUGUUUUGGGCGAUAGCCGGUUUUUCGGCGAGUACGAAGGAAAAAGUUUUACCUACGCUAGUUUUCACUCGCACAGAAAGUACGGAGUUGCUCUAGUUGGAGUACGUCCAGCAGAACUACCUGAAUUCUACGAAGAAACGAUUCUAUUGAAUCCUGGCCCCCGUCAUAUCAUGAAGAGUAGUGACACCUGUUAUUACAUGAGCAUCACAAAAGAAGAGAAUUCUGCUUUUGUCGUUGCUGAAAAACAAUCAGAACAGAAACCGACAAUACCAAAAGAUCAAACUGCAUGUAGUCUACUUUCUAAUGAGAAGAAACCAGGUGACGCAGAGGAGGUUUCUGACCAGCAGAAGAAACCAGACGGUAGUAGCGUCGCUCAGUACGACCUUCCACAAGUGAUUCUCCAAGCUCCCGCGAGUUCCACACCAAAAGCAUCGCCAUCACGCAUCAACCAAGCUAAUACUGUAUCAUCCGCUAAUUUUACUGUCACUAGCUCGAAGUAUGGAGAAGGCACAUCGGCGGGUGAUUCUAGAACUUGCUCAAAAGAUUCCCCUGGUACAGACAGUGCCACAGAUAGUCAUCUGUUGUUACCUAAGCCAGACAACAACUUUCUAAGCCCCGACGCCUUAAAUUAUCGAAGAGGAAGUCGACGACCAUCAAUAUUACCGGUACCUGAUAUGGUAACCAGCAAUUUAAAUAUCGCCUCUGAUAACCAAGACGAAGAAGUCGAAGCUGAUGAAAGUGAAGACGAAUUAGAGGAUGAUGUACCGUGGCGUUCGCCGUCAGAAAAGAUAGCAAUUGUGAAAGGAUUCCCGCCAGUGUCACCAUUCAUAGGAGUGAGCCCAACGUUAUGUUACUUGCUGAAGGAAAAGAAAUCAUUAUGCUGUUUGCAACUAGCACAAGUCUGUGAACACUGUGCUUAUAGGAAUGCCAAAGAGUACCAAUGGCAGAAUAAAACUAUCAUCCUUGCUGCUGAUUACGCAUCAAAUGGAAUAUACAACUUUAUUAUACCCUUGCGGGCCCACUUUAGGUCUAAGACCUCUCUAAAUCCUAUUAUUUUGCUGUUAGAACGCAGACCAGACAUAGCAUUUUUAGAUGCAAUAUCUUACUUCCCGUUAGUAUAUUGGAUGCUGGGUAGCAUUGAUUGUUUGGAUGACUUGUUGCGUGCCGGCAUCACAUUGGCGGAAAACGUAGUCGUUGUCAACAAAGAAUUAUCCAAUUCUGCGGAAGAAGAUAGUCUGGCAGACUGUAACACAAUAGUUGCUGUACAAACUAUGUUCAAGUUUUUUCCAUCAAUAAAGUCAAUCACAGAACUAUCACAAUCAUCAAAUAUGAGAUUUAUGCAAUUCCGUGCACAUGACAAAUAUGCCUUACAUCUUUCGAAAAUGGAAAAGCGAGAAAAGGAGCGUGGUUCGCAUAUAUCUUAUAUGUUCCGGCUGCCGUUUGCCGCAGGCUCUGUGUUCUCGGCAUCAAUGCUAGACACGUUACUGUAUCAAGCAUUCGUAAAGGAUUAUGUGAUUACCUUUGUGCGAUUAUUAUUGGGAGUAGAUCAAGCUCCAGGAUCAGGAUUUCUCACUUCAAUGAAAAUCUCAAAAGAAGACAUGUGGAUACGAACAUAUGGUCGGUUAUAUCAAAAAUUAUGUUCAACUACAUGCGAAAUUCCGAUUGGAAUAUAUCGCACUCAGGAUACGACAUUAGCCGAUGCAUCUCACCACUUCCAGCAGGAGGAAGGCGAAGGCGGUGGAUUUUCUACUUGCGGGCGCCGGGAGGCAGCAAGCUGCCUCAGUGGCUGCUACGGGGAACGCACGCCGGCGUAUUCUACAAGCCUAGCGGAUGAAGCACGAGACAAUCAUGCUCAACAAAUUGAAAGGGCUGAAAUAGCUAAUCUAGUAAGAUCUAGAAUGGAAUCGUUGAACUUAACAGGUAUCGACUAUGAUGAUGUAAGCGAAAAGAGGAACAGUCUAUCUUAUGUAAUUAUAAAUCCUAGCUGUGAUCUCAACUUGCAAGAAGGCGACAUUAUAUACUUAGUCCGCCCGUCACCUUUCUCUGCACAAAAGACGUUUGAACGCCACAAUAGCCGCCGCAAGUCAAACAUAAGUUUCUGUUCACAAGCAUUAAUUCAAGCUCAAGGAGUUUCGAGCAGAAGAGGAUCAACUAUCGGGGCAAGUUUUGUGCCACCGCGAGCGCCUCCGCUUUCAACUACUAAAGCCAAUUCAUUGUCCUUACCUGAUAGCCCCACUAUUAUCACAGAUUUUCGAGGGAGAUCUAACUCACUUCGGGUCGUCGAUGAUAUACUAUUAAGAAGAUCUAACUCACUACGGCAAGGGUUGAGUGGCGUUGGUUCUCGCCGCCGCAAGAGUAGUCUCGAAGAAAUUGGUAUAUCUCAUUUCAAUUCAUUAUUGCAACACCAACAACAACAGCAGCAACAGAAUGCCUUCAAAAUAGCUUUAAACGGCAGUAUUGGUCUAGAAGUAACGCCACCAGAAGAGCACCCGCUAGAGCGCCUGCCUGGUCCCAGUAUACCACUCGGUGGAUACCAAGAGGUGGCAGCUGCUUUACCGUCUUCAUCUCUGGGUCCCUCGCUCCCAAGUGUCACUCCAACCCCAGAUCCCCAACAUUUGCAAGGGACUAUUGUAUGA